AGCAAGAAAAGAGGUUCAAACUUCCCACCUCCCCGUGUCUUCCCUUUCUGACACCACUCACCACUUCUUUAUAAACAAGGGGAACGUUCACAAAAUAUCCUAAGCCUAACAGUUUCUUCUUAUAUCUUCAGGGAAAAAAAUCUCUCUUAUCUUUCCUCUGAACAGGUAGUAAAGCCCUGUCUAGUCCGGCUUUCAUCCCAAGCUCUGAUGAAGUCAGCAGAGGCAGGAAGAGCUCGUGCCUUUGGAUCUAGCUCUUGCGGCCUUCCAAAUUGCAGAUUGAGGGGUCCCUUCAAACAGGAUCUUUUGCUCCAAGGAGUGGUGUUCCUUCUUUGGCCUCUCUUGGUGUUUGAAUACUGGUCAUCUAGCUACAGCUUUCAGGUCAUGGACAGAAUGGAGACGUGGGUUUCUAGAGCUCAAGAAGGAGCCUGACACCCCUGCUGAAAAUGGCUUUGUCUGUGGACUCGGCUUUGUAUCGCUGGCAGCGACUGGGAGCCCCGCAUCCCUCCCAGGCUCUCUCAGAAUCGACACCACUACUGUUUUCUGUCAAAGACAGGCUGAAAUUCAACUUAAACAAAUGGAGGAUUGUGUUUCCCAACAAUGGGAGGCAGCAGAAAGACUGGGACCAAGCUGCUAGAUUUUAUUCUGGAAACAGGAUACAGACCACAAAAUACACCUGGCUCACUUUCUUGCCCCAAAAUCUCUUUGAGCAGUUUCACAGGCUGGCUAAUCUUUAUUUCCUCUUUCUGGUGGUUCUAAACUGGUUCCCACAAGUGGAAGUUUUCCACAGGGAGAUUACUAUGCUGCCUUUGAUUGCAGUGCUGCUUGCCGUCACGGUGAAGGACGUUAUUGAAGACUAUAGAAAAUACCGAUUUGAUAAGACUAUAAACUCCUCUAAAACCAGGGUAUAUGACAAGGAAGAUCAUGGCUACGUUGAGAAGUGCUGGAAAGAUGUCCGAGUAGGGGACUUUGUGCAGCUGCGGUGCAACGAGACCAUCCCAGCCGACAUCCUCUUGCUCUACUCCUCCGACCAGAGUGGGGUCUGCCACCUGGAAACUGCCAACCUUGACGGGGAGACCAACCUCAAACAACGACGAGUUGUGACAGGCUUCUCUAGCCAGAACACUCCGUUUGAACCAGAACUUUUUGAAAACAUCAUCAUCUGUGAAAUGCCUAACAAUGAUCUCAAUAAAUUCAAAGGGUACAUGGAACUGCCAAAUCAAGAGCAGAUCGGUGUUAGCAUUGAAAGCCUUUUGCUUCGUGGAUGUACAAUCAGAAACACUGAGGUUGCAAUAGGAAUUGUUGUAUAUGCAGGUCAUGAAACUAAGGCCAUGCUAAAUAACAAUGGUCCUCGUUACAAACGCAGCAAGAUAGAGCGACGGAUGAAUAUGGAUAUUUUCUUCUGUGUGGGACUUCUGCUUGCAAUGUGUCUUGUCGGAGCAGUAGGACAUGGCAUUUGGAGUGGAACCUUCUCAGAGCAUCCACCUUAUGAUGUCCCAGAUGCGAAUGGCAAUUAUCUGUCUCCAGUUGUUGCUGGUUUCUACAUGUUCUUGACUAUGAUAAUCCUGUUGCAGGUUUUAAUCCCCAUUUCUCUCUAUGUGUCCAUUGAGUUAGUCAAGUUGGGCCAAGUCUUUUUAAUUCAUAAUGACAUUGACCUGUAUGAUGAAGAAGCAGAUUUGCCCAUACAGUGUCGAGCCUUAAAUAUUACUGAAGAUCUUGGACAAAUCCAGUAUAUCUUCUCAGACAAAACUGGGACACUAACAGAAAACAAAAUGGUAUUCCGACGCUGUACUGUUGAUGGAAAUGAGUUUUCACAUCAGGAAAAUGCCAGACGUCUGGAAACCCACAAGGAGUUGGAUUUAGAUGAUGAGGACUUUGCAAAACUUCAGCACUUCACUCUUCCUCCCAUGAAUACUGAGCAACCAGCCACUUAUAAACAGAGGACCGUAAGACCUUUAAGGCGGUCCCAGAGUGCUAGGGCUCAUUUUCAAGGUCAUGCAAGGCAGAAGUCACUCGGUCGUCGUGAUAGCAGCCAGUCUCAAGUGGCAUUCAGCAGUACCAUCGAAAAGGAUGUGGCUCCUGAUAGCAGGCUGUUGAGGAGAGUGAGAGAAGCCACGCUCCAGACUGAAAAUCUGUCUCCAUUUACAGAUAUGAAGACUGCCACAUCCCUUACUGACUUUUUUCUUGCCCUUGCUAUCUGUAAUACAGUUGUGGUCUCCACAGCUACAGAGCCAAGACAAAGGGUUACAAUCCCCCCACAAAUAAAACCUUCAGGAAUCACCCUGGAGAGGAUUCAUCAGAUAUUCCAGCGGCUAAAAUUAGCAAGCCUCAGUCAAUCUUUUGCAUCGUCUCAGUCCAGUUCAGACCUCGGAGCUAGCUUUAGUGCAAAGAGCACGGAAGAGCGCCUGGCCACGCUGGAUUGCUGCGACGACGGCGAUGACUGCUAUGGCAGUCAUGGGAAGGGCAGCAAGGAUAUUGGCAGUGCUUCCUUGGAUGAGGUGUUUAAAUCUGUUUCUCACAGCUCUUUGCCAUCAGAAUUUUGUUAUGAGGCUGAGAGCCCAGAUGAGGCGGCUCUUGUCUACGCUGCCCAGGCGUACAGUUUUACCUUGGUGUCCCGGACUCCAGAGCAGGUGACCGUGCGGUUGCCACAGGGCACCCUCCUGACUUUCGACAUUCUCUACACCUUGGGGUUUGACUCGGUAAGGAAAAGGAUGUCGGUUGUGGUGAGACACCCUCUAACCAAGGAGAUCGUCGUCUACACAAAAGGAGCUGACUCUGUUAUAAUGGACUUACUGGAAGACCCAGCCAAAGCUGAAAUUAAUGCACAGAAAAGAAUGAGAAGAAUAAAAGAUAAAACACAGAAACACCUGGACUAUUAUGCCCGUGAUGGCCUACGAACACUGUGCAUAGCUAAGAAGGUCUUGAAUGAAGAUGACUUUCAAAAAUGGGCCAGUUUUCGUCGUGAGGCAGAAGCUGCCAUUGACAACAGAGAUGAGCUGUUAAUGGAGACAGCGCAGCAUCUGGAGACCAAGCUCACCUUGCUAGGAGCAACAGGGAUUGAAGAUCGGCUGCAAGAUGGAGUGCCUGACACCAUUGCAGCUCUUCGAGAAGCUGGGAUACAAAUCUGGGUGUUGACAGGAGACAAACAGGAAACAGCAGUUAACAUUGCGUAUUCUUGUAAACUUCUGAACCAAGGAGACACUGUCUUUACCAUUAACACUGAAAAUAAGGAAACUUGUGAAUCUCUCUUGAACUUAACCUUGGAAGAAGUGAGGAAGAGUUACGAUGUUGAAAAACCACGGAGGAAAUUUUUUGGCAUUAUCCCAACAUCUCUAUCAGCCCCUGGGGCCCCCUCUCCUGAAUUUGGACUGGUGAUUGAUGGAAGAACGCUGAACGUCAUCUUCCAGGGGGGCCUGGAAAAGACAUUCCUGGCCCUGACGAAGCACUGCCGCUCGGUCCUGUGCUGCCGCUCCACCCCUCUCCAGAAGAGCAUGGUGGUCAAGCUAGUCCGGAGGCAGCUUAAAGUGAUGACCCUGUCAAUAGGUGAUGGGGCAAAUGAUGUAAGUAUGAUUCAAGCAGCUGAUGUUGGAAUUGGAAUAUCUGGCCAAGAAGGCAUGCAGGCUGUGAUGGCUAGUGACUUUGCAAUAUCACGAUUUAAGCAUCUCAAAAAACUGCUUCUCGUCCAUGGACACUGGUGUUAUGCUCGUCUGGCAAAGAUGGUGAUUUACUUUUUCUACAAGAAUGUGAGCUACGUCAACCUGCUCUUCUGGUACCAGUUCUUCUGUGGGUUCUCUGGUACCACCAUGAUAGAUUAUUGGCAAAUGAUCUUUUUUAAUCUCUUCUUCACCUCGAUGCCCCCUAUUCUCUUUGGAAUCCUCGAUAGAGAUGUUUCUGCAGAAACACUCCUAGGUUUGCCUGAAUUAUACAAGAAUGGGCAAAAUUCAGAGAUAUAUAAGCUGUCAACUUUUGUUAUUACAAUGCUGGAUGCCUUCUAUCAGAGCCUCAUUUGCUUCUUUGUCCCCUAUUUGACGUACAAGGGCUCUGACAUAGAUGUAUUUACCUUUGGGACCCCCAUCAAUACCAUCUCCCUCCUCACCAUUCUCUUGCACCAGGCUCUAGAAAUGAACACAUGGACGGUGUUUCACUGCGUCACGAUGACUGGGAGUGUGCUGCUUUACUUCGUCUUCUCAGUCGUCUACAACGCGGUCUGCGUGGUCUGCAACCCUCCCGCCACUCCCUACUGGAUCAUGGAGAGGCAGCUUUCAGACCCCACUUUCUAUUUACUGUGCCUCAUUACCCCGGUCAUCGCACUCUUACCGAGGUACUUUAUUUUUGCCCUACGAGGAACCUUUGGAGCAUCUCUGAUUCUGAAAGCUCAGCAACUAGAUAAACUUCCUAAAGAGCAACAAGAUCUUGAAAUCCAAAAGUGGAGGUCAAGAAAAGAAACUACUUCUGAUGCACCCAUAGCAACACCAGCUUCUAAUGAUGACCUUGACCGAACCAUCAACCACUUAUGUGUAUCACCGUUUUUGCAUCGAGCAACAGCAGCUGUGUCUCGUGGGGACACAGAUAGCCAGGGACUUUCCACCUCUGAAAUGAAUCCUCUCAGGAAAUGGACACCUGAAGAAGGCAAUUAUUUCUUUAAUAGAUGGGCAGAGGAAGAAUCUACUGCUACAGACUCCUCAGCAGGACCUUUCUCUGGCCAUUAUCCCCUUGUUCCCAAUAGGGUAGCAUCUCCUGGGCAGAAUGCUAGCAAACUAACUAGAGAUAAUGCUAAAAAAUUUAACCAUAGAAGCCAUCGGCGAUCUGUGAGUGCAGUGACACUCUGAAGAAAUACUCAGAAAUGGGAUUCAUUUACUGGACAUGGUAUCUCUGCUAUGCAAGCCAUGUGGAGAAACAUACCUUAGAGAAAACAGAAUUUCUAUUUGUGCUUAACCAUAAUGCUCGAUACAAAAGAAUAGAGAGAAAUUUGGAGUUACAGACAUGCUGGAGUAUUUCAAUACAAUCUCCAAUAUGUAACUUCUCCCAAGCAUAUAUAUUGUUUGGGUUAGUCACUAGAUGACUUCUUGUUUCAGUAGUGUAAUGUUACACGAGUAUCACAUAGUUGCUUAGAAAUGUACAGUUUUGCACAAAGUUACUUUCUUUCAUCAAGAAGCAUUUUUCUGUCACAGUAAUAGUGAAUAAUUCCAUUAGUGGUGUUUCAAUGCUAUUAUGUCAUGUAAGUAGUACAGAAACAAUAGUAAAGAAACCCAUUCCACAUUAAGCCAAGUCUCGGAGUAACACAUCCUACUCUAACUUUUAAUAUCAAAGUCUUAAAAGGACCUAACUAACUUAAAAAUUACAGUUCUACCAAAAAAGUUGUUGCCUCCUAGUGCUAAAAAUAGCUCCAAAAUAACAGUAACUGAAAGAGACUAGAAAAUGUUCCUUUUUAAUAUUUAGACUUUGUAUAUACAACUAUAUCAAGUAUAGAGUCUGUUUUCCCUCCCCAGUAAGCUCUGUGUUUUUAUUCAGGUUUGACCUGAUACUGUUAAGAAAAGGAGAAAAUGGUUUAUGAAAUAGAAGAAUGGAAAUACAAAACUACAAAAACUGGCAGGAUAACUCAAGGAUAAGUGGAGUCUACUUCUUCAUACCUACAUAGACAGAUAUAACUAGUCCAAUUCCAAUUCAAGUAUCAAUAUUCUAGAAUUCUGAAUUUUCCCUGCUUUUCAUUUGGAAAUACAGUCUCUUCCUUCCCUUUCCUAUAUUAUUGUAUCCUUUUGCUGCAUUCAAUCAAGUAUAGAUCCUGCUCUUUCCCACAGUUGGCUUCAUUCAGUAGUUGAUGGAAAUCUCAGUGACGGAGAUUUUCACAACUAAUAUAUGAAGAUCGCUAAUCACAUUGCAGUAAAUACAUGGUGUAGAAUGACAAAAACAUGUUCCAAGUCGUGUAUUACUUCUAUUUAUCCUUUUCAGUAUCUCAGGGCAGCAAGAAGUAGGAAAAAACAUAGAAUGUCACCAUCAUCACUACCUAUUGCAAUGCAAUGAAAGGUGAUUUUUAUAUUUCUUAUAGAAAUGUUGACUAGUAAGACCUUUUCCCAAGUUUUUCUUCACGAUGUGCGGUGAAUUCCUAACCAUACUUUAAAGUCAAGCCAUCUGGACUUUCAUGGAUCUAUCACUGCCUCUGAUUUAAGUAUGUUUUUAGGCUUUUGUGUAUGUACUAUAAUAAUUAUUUUAGCUAACUAUUUGCUACUUAUCACAAUGUAUGAAAUCUCUUAAAUACUCUAUUUAGCAAAUACUUAUUUACUUUCUAUGUGUUACAAUGAUUACCGUAACUAGAAUCUUAAAGAUGUUACCUUAAAGCAACUCAGGCAAGACCAAGUAGUAUAUCUGCCAUUUGGAUUUCUGGUAGCCAGAAUGAGAGCACAUAUAUAACUGUAAUUGAUAAAGUGUUAAUUGUCAGCUGUAAGGCAAUUUAAAAAGAGAUUUUUUGCAUGAUGUACAAAUGAAGGGAAUUAGACAAAGCUGAGAUUACGCUUAAUGGUGUGUGACAUUAUUCAAAUGUUUGCUCACUAGCUGGAAAUGAGCCUUAGGUGCCAAUACUUAAGAUCAAGUCUUUAUGACUCCCAGCUGUGUUUUUACAUGAAAGAGUCCAUUUCCUUUGAACUUAAAGAAGAUGCCAAUUUUUUAUUAUGUAUUUUAUGAGAAAAUGUGAAAUAUUUUCAUACUAAUAAAAUGUAAUGCGGUCAUGA
Dromaius novaehollandiae (emu) is the source of this 6722-nucleotide messenger RNA. It is a transcript of the gene ATP10B, whose product is annotated as ATPase phospholipid transporting 10B (putative). Bases 444 to 4826 code for a protein of 1460 amino acids. The transcript is spliced from 25 exons. Lineage: Eukaryota; Metazoa; Chordata; Aves; Casuariiformes; Dromaiidae. Gene Ontology annotation, cellular component: plasma membrane. The record is from RefSeq and is a predicted model, not a curated record. Gene Ontology annotation, molecular function: magnesium ion binding; ATP hydrolysis activity; ATP binding. Gene Ontology annotation, biological process: phospholipid translocation.